GGUAGGUAUAAUAACUUAUCCUUGGAGGCAUGCAUACUGUAUGGCAUGUUCCCCACCGCCAAGCUGCAAGCCUUACCUUACCAAAGGUAGAUUUACAAGUACCUUACUGUAGGUAAUAUUGUCACUCUCCCAGAAUCAUACCUACGAAGGUACCUAGGUACUUCCUCUUCUUCCUCCCCCCGCGGUCGAUAAGGCUGACUCGGCUGAUAAGCGGCCCCUCCCCAGCCCACCGAGCCACCCCAGCGAGCCCAGCAGGGACCGGCCGCUUAUGCCUUCGCCUUCGCCUUCGCCUCCCGUCUCGCUUUGUCCCCCAAUUGAGGUAUUGACGUCGAUUGACUUGACUUUCGAGGCGAACCAGACGGGACGAAAGCCAGUCAGUCCAUCCAUCCAGGCCAGGCCCAGCUCAGUCCACUCUACAUCUUUUGUUAACAAACAUCGAAUCCGACACGCUCUCUUGUCAACACUCCCACGUUCGCCUCUCCUCAGAAUGUCGACAAUCAGUGGCAGGCGAAUUCGCGGUGGAGGAGAACCCCUCAUUUUGACGAGCCUCCCGGACGAAGUCCUCCAACAUAUUCUAUACUUUUGCCCCCCAAACGACGUCUUGCAUGUCCAGAGUCUUUCGAAGCGCUUCAACAGACUCGGUAAUGAACCAUUGCUUUGGAGGUAUCACUGCAGGACAGGUUUCAAGUACUGGGAUGCGAAGCAUCGGAUUCAAAAGAAGUUCUCGCAGAGGGUUGGAGAUGUGGACUGGAAGCAUUUAUACAUACACCGGAGGAAGGUUGACAUUGCGACAAGUGGCCUUUUGAAUAACAUUCUAGAACGCCAAACAAACCGCAUAUCCAAGUUCAUAGCUAUAUCCGAGUUUGGCUAUGAUGCGAAAGACACCUUGCUACGACAUUGCCGUACCGAUGACUCCGCUGAAGAUGUCCUCGCCAGACGAUACUACGCUAACUCUGUCCUUGACCAUGUCCACAGAGCCAAUGCAUUGGCAGAAUGGGAGAGGGUCGUUAACGGGGAAAAGGUACCGCUAGAACGAGCACUGGGAUCAUUCGACUUGUUUGUACUACAUGAUCAACAUGGCGAUCUUCUUGAGAUCUGCGACAUAUUGGACAAUCUUGCAACACAAUUCCGCGCUGAAUAUCCCAGCUUCCUUCAAUUCUCUCAGCGAAGGACGGCCACUGCUGCGGUUGCAUUCCUCCGACGUCGUAAUCUCACCGGCCUCUCCUCCGACAUAGCAUACAGAGAUCUACAGAAUAACUACAUCGGGAUAGCUCUGCAAGACGAGGACCACCCAUCCUUGCCCCUGAUAUCUGUCGCCAUAUUUUGUUCAUUGGCCCAAAGAUUGGGUCUCGAUGCCAGAUGUUGUGGAAUACCAAGCCACGCACACGCGAUGGUCAUACCUCCACAAGGUGAGACACUUGAUGGUAGAGAUUUGGCAUCAGAAGCCACACCUGCAGAUCCAAUGUUUCUCGACCCAUAUCGAUCGGACGAAGAGGUCCCCCUUGCUAGCCUGCGCGUAAUGCUAUCCGAGUGGGGAAUCCCGCAGCAGCAGGUCUCUGGGGUACUGACAGAUUCUACGACUGCUGAUGUCGUACUUCGUACCUCGAGAAAUAUUCUAGCAACUGUGCAGGAAUUUAGAGCACAUGCUACGAGUACGGAGAAUACAGGACAUCCAACAAUUAGACUUCACGCCAAUCCUUUUGCUGAUCUGGACAACGCCUUCUACUCGGCACUCUGGGCACAUUUUAUGUUUGGUAACCCUACACGACGACCAGGAAGCACUGCUCAGAGUCAAUUUAUACCUUUAAUCUUAGAGAGAUUUGAAAGGCUAUAUCCCAUGGAUGCUUCUCUGAUAGAAAAGCACGUAAUGCCACUUUACGGCAACCAAUUUGGUGGCGAGCCUGGAGAGCUCCAUGAAGCAGUACGUGUCGUUCGAGCGGCAGACCAGACCCCCAAGCAGCUCCGUCGACGCAGCACGCCAGCCUCAAAAGACGGCGUGAAAUACAAUAUCGGCCAGGUUUUCCGCCACCGACGCUACGCAUAUACCGCGGUCAUCACGGGGUGGGACAUCGAAUGUGGCAUGGAUUCCAAUUGGAUAGCCCAUAACAACGUUGAUUCUUUAUCCCGAGGAAGAAAUCAGAGUUUCUACCACGCUUUCGUCGAAGAUACCAGUAUCCGCUAUGUGGCGGAAGAGAACAUUGAGAUCAUCAAGCCGGAAUUGCCGAUUUCGCUGAUGAGCCUUGCAGGGAGGUAUUUCAAACGUUGGGAUAAGGAGAAACGCGUGUUCAUUUCGAAUGUAAGGGACGAAUAUCCUGAUGAUUAAACAUCCAUACCCGUCGUCAUGACUAGAUAUAACUUAGGUACUGGAUACAAUGUGAUACCUGUGUCUUACAACAAUAAACAAUCUCAGUGAUG
Messenger RNA from Cadophora gregata, 2415 nucleotides. RefSeq lists its product as uncharacterized. The transcript has 5 exons. Gene Ontology annotation, molecular function: DNA binding; protein binding. Lineage: Eukaryota; Fungi; Ascomycota; Leotiomycetes; Helotiales; Ploettnerulaceae. The record is from RefSeq and is a predicted model, not a curated record. Bases 269 to 2323 code for a protein of 684 amino acids.